Messenger RNA from Geodia barretti, 3879 nucleotides. The record is from the annotation of a GenBank genome assembly. NCBI's taxonomy places the organism in Eukaryota, Metazoa, Porifera, Demospongiae, Tetractinellida, Geodiidae.
GCCACCAGCACACACACAGACAUUGAAAUUUUACCAGCCAACGUGAACAGGACAAUCUUCCAGGACGGCAGCUUCAGAAGGACGUGCAGGUACACAGGGUCAACGGCAGUGGGCGAGCUACGUAUACUACACAAUGGAGAUGUUAUAGACUCAGAGACAGAGGGUGAUAGUAUCAUGCUGGACGUUGGCUCCGCCCAGCUGAGCAAUGUCGGGCCCUACACAUGUCAAGUGGUGUUUACAGACUCAACAUCCAUCAGUGCCAGCAUGGGGACCCUGACUGUCGUAGAGCUGACUCUAAUUACAGCCCCACCAAAUCAAUAUGUGGUGGAAGGAGAGGACAUUAGUUUGGAGUGCUCAUUCGACAACACAAACCUGGUGUAUGGGACGGUGAUAAUCACCAUCAGACGAGGGGGGCAGACCACUUCAGUCAUCAAUAGUGCCGCUGUGGAUGACGAGGGAGAAUAUGCCUGUGACAUCAGUCUCAUUUCGCACGACAGCAGCACACAAGUCCCCAUCAUACUCCAUGUCUUCACUCCAAUAAACAUAAAUGACUACCCUGAGAACUACCAGACGCUCUACGGAGUUCAGGAGGCAAUGUUCACAGUUAGUUUCACUGGACGAGAGUCCCAGGGCCUGGAUGUCAGCUGGUUCAAGAACGGGGUACAGCUCUCGGACUCGGAUGAUUACAGCAUCACCACUGCAUUCUCCGAGGAGCUGCGAAGGGGCAACACGUCCAUCCAUUUCCCCCAGAUGAGGAGAAGUGACGGUGGGGUGUACAGAGUCCUGGUGAGCACAGACUUUGGGGAGAAGGUGAUAGGUCAAGACUCAAGGAGAGACGACCAGAGCUUCCAGGUUGAUGUGAUAGUGCCGCCACCCGACCCAGCAGAGUUCAAGGCCGCGGUGGUGAGAGAGCACCAGGUAGAGUUCCAGUGGGAUCUGCCCAUCACCCACCCCGACCAGGACGCCAGCAGUUUCCUGCUCCAAGUCAUCUUCCCCAAUGGCUCCACUGCUGUCUCUGCCAGCCUGGAUGGGUCUGCCCGCAGUACCGUUGUCAACGUGUUCCCCGGGGUACUGUACAAUGCAACACUCAUUGCCAGGAAUGGAGACGGACUUGGGCAGAGCGCUACUUCUUUUGAAACACCUCCAGCUGCGCCAUAUGUGUCGCUGUUUGAGGCUCGAAGGCUGAACGAGACUCACUUCAACAUCUCCAUCUCCCUCCUCUACACCGGCGGUGGGGAUACAACGACAUUCUCUGUCUACUUCCGUGAGCAGGACUCCAUCGAGUGGUCCUCCGACCCCAUCAUGGUCCUAAUCCUGGACUCACUCCAAGCCCUGGAGUACCACGGGGUAAUCUCGGGGGAAGAGAAACUCCGGGGUAAAGGCCCGCUGGAGUUUGAACUGCGAGUCAAGAAUGGUCGGGGAUUCAUGAACAGGACCGGGUCUGGCCCGGAGAAAUCAGAUCCCCCUGGACCUCCCUCAACCAUUACCGUUGACCAGAUAUCAGACACAUCAGUCAGACUCGACUUCAAGCUCCCUGAAGAGGGGACGCCCCCGUUCAUCAACAUCAUUCUGGAGUUCUCAAAGCCGCAGGUGAUGGAAAGGAACUUCUCGGGGACGUACUACCCUGGGCAGAAUGUGAUGAAAGAGGUGAGGGAUCUGAACCCAAAGACUGCCUACAGACUCAAGGCCAGAGCUGUCAACUAUGCCGGGAAUGGAACAAGUAGUGAAACAAUCGAUUUUGAAACCACUGAUGAUACUCCGUCUACAGCCACGCCCACUCCUGACGAAUCCACUAUGGAGUCACUGAUGAUGCCCAUCAUUUAUGGAGGAGCUGCUGGUGGAGGAAUUAUUAUCCUCAUCAUUCCCCUGAUGGUCUUCUGCUGCUGCUGCCACUGUCACUUGAAGAAAAGACAACAGAAAGUUAGGAAGCCGGCUAAAGGAGGCCAGGAAGCCGAUCCAGAAAGUGGAGAUGACUCUGAGAAGGAGACGAAAGGAAGAAAGUCUCCAAUUCCGCCAUCAGAGGGACCUCCUUCCUCCACACCCAGCAGUAUCAGUACUCUGGAGAAGAAACCUUGCCACGUGACUAGUGGGAACAUUUACCUCCCUGUACCGCAGCGUGACCACAGAGAGGGUCCGUCACCAACUAACACAGGGAGCAGUGGGAGCCAGAGUCCCGCCAUGAAGAAGUGGAAGGGCCACAACCAGGCAAGCUGCAGCACUCUCAACUCAGCCGGUGGGUCGGCCACUCAGGACUCCUACAUGAAGAAGCCAGACAUUCUCUCGACAACGGAGAGCGAGAUACAGCUGAGCUCUCUGCAGUCCUCACAGGCGAGUCACCAGGUCACCAGAGACAGUCUGGGUUACUACAGGAGACAGAAGGGGAUCAACCCCAGCAUCAGCAGUGGAGGCAGCGAAACCACCACUGAGACCACAGAGAGAUACCAAACCACUCCCUUCCUCCAAUCUUCUCUAUACUCAUCCAGUCAGACCAUACCAUUCACUCCACAGGGGUUGUCCUACGCCUCCCUGUCCUACAGUGACCAGACCCCAACUCAGACUCACUACACCCCCGAUCAGCAGCCACAGAGUCAUUGCACGGACGUCUAGCACCAAUGUUAUAGCCUCAAGCAGAUCAUAUCUCCAUGUAUUACUCAACACAAACAGUAUCAACAUCGCGUGUGGUUGUGUAAUUCAUCACUAGGUUAUAAUUCAUAAAGUUUGCCCAAAUUUUUUCUUUGCAAAGUCUCAUUUUCACUUUAAUUUUUACCACUUCUUCCGUUAUAGAGCUGAAAUAUAUUAUUAUAAUAAUAAUAUCGAUGUUGAUAUUACAGUGUGCUGUAUGCAAAAUUCAUUUAAAAAGAUAACCGUUCAACCGUGUCAACAACCAAAGCCAUAGUAAUAGUGAUAGUGUAAACCUUCUUUUACUAUACAGGAUGUGUUGUGUUUCAAUGGUGGGUAGUAGCUGCCGAGCGAAGGUUGACAGAAUCAUAUGCACAGUUUUUCUCACACUUGACUGGUUUAAAGCACUCGUAGACUUGGUUCUUCUGGAGGGGAAUUGGGUCAGAGAUGGAGCUGUAGAUGGCGUGUGACUGCGAGUGAAUUGGGUCAGAGAUGGAGCUGUAGAUGGCUUGAGACUGCGAGUGAAUUGGGUCAGAGAUGGAGCUGUAGAUGGCGUGUGACUGCGAGUGAAUUGGGUCAAAGAUAUAGCUGUAGAUGGGGUUCGACUGCAGCUCUUUGUCUACUUCCUCUUCGACGUGUGCCUUCCUUGCACCUUCUGCUGCGUAUUUAGAAAAGUUUGCAUUUACUCCCAAAAGUUUUGUUUAAGAUUAUUAAGAAAGAUAGUAAGACAGUUGUAGUAAAAACAAUCACCAGUGGUAUACCUUUUCUCAUCAACUUUCGGGAAACAAUAAGUAUGACCAAAAAAGUCAGACUCAGUAGUACUAUUAACCCCAUGACACCACCUGUACAGUAAAGGGGCGGGCAAUACAAUCUGGUAUAUAACUCUAGAUCUGAAGAUAAGUCUUACCAAUAUACCAAAACAGGACCAUGUUCUUCUGAUCAUGCUUUGUGCUUGCUGAAAGAGAAGGCAAAGAGAACCCUCUCUCUCGAAACACAGUGAAGGUGGCACUGAAGCCGUUGACCAGCCAGAAUAUACUGAAGGAUGAGUUAACAACUGAGCAUCUGAAAGUGGCAUUGUCUGAUUCAUAGACUGUAACUCUUUCUGGUUGCUCCAGGAACACUGAGGAUCUCAAGCCUGAAAGAUUAUGAUGUAUUAGUUUUUUUCCCUUCCAAUCCAUGGUUUUUUCUCUACCUGCUGAUCUCUCAUCAUCACCAUAGACUCCAAAAAACACUCCAACAAUGAUGAAGGCGAGUAGAAUC